Molecule: messenger RNA, 927 nt
Organism: Dentiscutata erythropus
Lineage: Eukaryota; Fungi; Glomeromycota; Glomeromycetes; Diversisporales; Gigasporaceae
Source: the annotation of a GenBank genome assembly
AUGAUUCAAGAUAAAUGGAAUUUUCUUUCACCUACAAAUUUUGAUUUGAAAGGUGUAGAAGCUACGCUUCAACGUUUUGCAAAUUACCCUGCAUCGACGAUCAAAGAUGAAAUACUUUCCCGGUUGGUCUACGAUAUAGGAAUACAAGGACGUGCCUUUCGAACUUUAACACAAGCAAGCAGUUCACAAUGUGCUAAUUUAACACGAUCCACAGCCGACAUUAUAGUAAAUUUUGAAAAAAUUAAAACUUCAGAAUUCAUAUCUUAUUCAACGAAAUCAGAAUUAACCAUAUCGGAAAUUUUAAAAGAAUGUAAUUUAAUUCGAAAAGGUUACAAAGAUAUAUCACAUAAUUUAACCCGUAUUUCAAAUGAUUUCCAAACUUAUAAAUCAAACCUUCAAAAAGAACAAUAUACUCUUGAACAAGAAGUUUCAAAUAUUAAGUAUCGUAGUAAAAGUGAAAAAAUAGGUGCAAUUAAAAUGGGUGUGACUAUUGGUUUUGGUAUCGGAUCAUUUUCAAACGCAACACUUUACGCUAUUGCACCACAAUUAGAUGGUGGUUUAACGUUAAUAGCAACGAUUAUUACAGGUGGUGUUCUUGGAUGGUAUUAUGGAGGCAAGCUGAGUUCGAAUCUGAAUCAAGAGGCGAUAUUAAAGGAAAAUGAGAUCGGAAAAUUAAGGAAAAGCACAGACUAUAUUGAACAUGUGAUGAAAGAUGUGAAAUUCUUUGAUGAUAAAGUUGGGCUUUUCGAAAUUUUUUGGGCAAGACAAAUUGACCACAUUUCUGUUACGCAGCAAUUUAUUAAUAAUGCAAAGAAAGGGAAUGUGGAAAUAAAUAAUUUUAAUGUACAAUCUUUAUUGGCGUCUUGGACACAUGCGAAGACUGCUCUCGCAAGUUAUCAAGCUAAUGUGAAAGCAAUUAUCACUUGA